AUGGGUCCAGAUGCUGUCCAGCGUCAUAUCAAUACAAUCUGUGCGACUAUGAACUCCGGGGAAUCACCUGGUCACACCAUCGAAGUGGUGAUUGAUGGAGUCCAUUUUAUCUCCGACGCAACACAGCAUCUUCAUGAUCAUUCAUCGCCCUGGUCGGAACUUGUUGCAGGUUCAGUUUCAGCCGAAGGGGUAAUGGUUCGGGUUGGAGAACGGAGGAAGCCAUUGGUUGCCAAGGUUGGAAAGGGAAAGCAUGGAAUCACGGUCGGCGUGAGGGCAAACUGUGAACUUUCUCAGUUGGCUGAUGAAGUGUCACAGAUGAGCCAAGAACUGGAUCGGCGAGAUUCAGAUCGUAAUGCACAACUUGAUCGUGCACAACGUUUACAAGCCCAUCUCAUUCCGAAAAAGUAUUCAAAUGACGGGCUUGAAGUAGCCAUUGAGUUUCAUCCUGCUGAUGAGAUCGCGGGAGAUUAUGUAGAUGUGCUUGAAUGCCCGAAUGGCGAUACAUUAUUUUGUGUAGCUGAUGUUGUCGGGCACGGCAUCCAUGCUGCGAUGGGAUCAGCGGUACUCAAGGCAUUAUUGCUCACUGUUGACCUAGGGGAGUCAUCUCCAUCUGAGAUGCUCAGAUGGAUCAAUCAACGAUUCUGCUCAGCCAGCCUGCCGGAAGAUUUUGCAUCCAUGAUUCUGGUUCGAGUCUCAUGUGAUAGAAGAACGUUGGUGUACGCAAGCGCUGGGCAUGAACUUGGCUAUCUCAGAAAAACUGAUGGGGAACUCCAAGAACUAAGCUCUACCGGCACAGUACUCGGCAUUAUCAAUGAUGCUGAGUAUGAGAACAUUGAGCAUCAACUUCAUCAGGGCGAUCUGAUCGCCCUGCUUUCAGAUGGGGUAAGUGAGACAUUCAACUCUGAAAAGGCCAUGCUAGGCAGAGGCAGAAUCAGUUCCAUGAUUCAAAGACCGACUCGAAUUUGUGCAGAUGCAGUAGCUGAUGAAAUAGUUGCAGUGUACUUUGAAGCGGCAGCAUUCAUCACUAUGCUUGUGUUGCUUGGACAAGUGCUUGAGCUUCGAGCACGCUCACAGACCGGUUCGGCAAUCCGUGAACUCCUAGAGCUCGCCCCGCCGACUGCAUUGAUUCUUGAUUCGGAUGGUCACGAUAAGGAAGUACCGGUUGAACAACUCAAUGUAGGUGAUCGAGUCCGGGUUCGUCCUGGAGAUAAGAUUCCUAUUGAUGGGGUAGUUAUCGAGGGGCAUUCAUCAGUAGAUGAGUCGAUGAUCACCGGAGAACCUGUUCCGGUAGCCAAAGAAGCUGGCGUUCAGGUCACCGGCGGCACUGUAAAUACGACGGGGUCCUUUAUAUUUGAAGUUGAGCGGGUGGGUUCUGAGACCAUGCUCGCACAGAUUGUACAAAUGGUUUCCGACGCGCAGCGUUCACGAGCACCCAUACAGAAACUUGUUGAUGCUGUUUCUGCUUGGUUUGUUCCAGCCGUGAUUGUUAUAGCGGUAAUUUCAUUCGUUCUUUGGUCAACACUUGGACCAUCCCCAGCUAUGGCAUACGCACUGAUUGCUUCAAUAUCAGUGCUCAUUAUUGCUUGUCCCUGUGCUCUUGGAUUGGCUACACCGAUGUCAAUCAUGGUGGCUGCUGGGAAAGGGGCAAAGAAUGGCGUUCUGAUCAAGGAUGCUGAAGCGCUCGAAGUAUUCGGGAAGAUCACUACUGUUGUAGUUGACAAAACAGGGACUUUGACAGAAGGCAAGCCCAAACUUGUUGAAGUCCAUUCGAUAGAUGGCAUUGAUCAAAAACGGAUGCUAUCACUCAUUGCUGCUGCAGAGCGUUCUAGCGAACACCCGUUAGCAAGUGCCAUUGUAAAGGGCGCUGUUGAGCGUGGUGUUGAUCAGUUGGAUGUGAGUUCGUUUGAGUCUAUCACAGGCAAGGGCAUCACGGCAACUGUUGACGGGGUUCAAGUAGGUAUUGGAUCUCCCAAGAUGAUGCUUGCAAUGGAUAUUGAUCCUUCUCCUCUGUCAUCUCUUGCAGAUGAUGCAAGACGCGAAGGGCAGACCGCCAUGCUUGUUGCAAUGGGAGGUCAUUUAGCCGGGAUGAUUUCAGUAGCCGAUCCGAUCAAGGAAUCGACGCCCGGAGCGAUCGAAGCAAUGCAUAAACUCGGUCUUCGUAUUGUGAUGCUCACAGGAGACAAUGAGACUACAGCAAGAGCGAUUGCUUCCAAGCUCAACAUCGACGAUGUGAAAGCGGAUGUGCUUCCGCAAGAGAAGGCCGAGAUUGUCAAAAGCUAUCAAGAUCAAGGAGAGCGGAUAGCAAUGGCAGGCGACGGAGUCAAUGACGCUCCUGCACUUGCACAAGCUGAUAUUGGCAUUGCGAUGGGAACCGGAUCUGGGGUUGCCAUUGAGAGCGCUGGGAUCACACUCAUAGGCGGUGAUCUACGGGGUCUGGUACGAGCACGAAAGCUGAGUACAUCUACGAUGCGAAAUAUCCGCCAGAACCUGUUCUUCGCAUUUGUAUAUAACGCUGCAGGAGUUCCAGUUGCCCGGGCAUUGCUCAGUCCGCUCAUCGCUGCAGUCGCCAUGAGCCUGAGUUCAGUAUCGGUGAUUGCGAAUGCAUUGCGUUUGCGCCGAGUUCGGCUUUAA
This is a messenger RNA of Symbiodinium sp. CCMP2592, 2631 nucleotides long. The record is from the annotation of a GenBank genome assembly. Lineage: Eukaryota; Dinophyceae; Suessiales; Symbiodiniaceae.